Molecule: messenger RNA, 1197 nt
Organism: Cynara cardunculus var. scolymus (artichoke)
Lineage: Eukaryota; Viridiplantae; Streptophyta; Magnoliopsida; Asterales; Asteraceae
Exons: 3
Coding region: 1-1197 (398 amino acids)
Source: RefSeq, a predicted model, not a curated record
AUGAUUAAGUUUGCUUCAUGGAAUAUUAGGGGUCUAAAUGCCCUAAUAAAGCAAAGAGAGGUACGUGAUUUUAUCCGUGUAAAAAGUCUUUCGUUAUGUUGCAUUAUUGAAUCUAAAGUUUUACCGAGUAAUUUGGGAGAUGUGAGUGGUCGUGUUUUUGGAAGUUGGAAUUGGGUCUCAAAUGGUCUCUCUUGUACUCAAGGUACACGCCUUAUUAUUGCUUGGGACCCGUCUGUUUUGUCCUUGAUUGUGAUUGCACAGCAUUUGCAAUAUGUUAAUUGUGAAAUCCGUAUUGUUGGGGUGGAAAGGAGGGAUCUUUGGAGAGCUCUUAGGAAAUUUAAAGCUUUUAUCGAUAAUAAAGCAUGGAUAGCAAUGGGAGACUUUAAUACGAUGCUUUUCCCUCAUGAUGGGUUGGGGUGCCAAUACAUUUGGAUUCAGAAACCGUCAGGAGAUGGGGGUAUUCUUCGCAAAUUAGAUCGGAUUUUGGGGAACUUGGAGUUUAUUGAUAAAUUUGGGGAUGCAUCGGAUUUCUUUGAACCAAGAGGGAUCUCUGACCAUUCGCCGGGUAUUUUAACUUUCAAAGGUGGGAAAAGGAUUAGAAAUUGUGGGUUCAAGUUUGAUAAUUUCUUGACUUCUCAUAAGGAUUUUCUCAGUUCGGUUGAGGGAGUGUGGAUAAAACAGAAGAGAGGCUCCUAUAUGAAGAAAAUUCUACUUAAAAUGCAAGAGAUGAAAGGGGUUUGCCGUAGACUAAGGAAUUCUUAUGGUUGCUUGGAUAAGAAGGUGACAUUGUUAAAGUCGGAGCUUGAUGUUGCUCAAUUGGCUUGUGACCUAGAUCCUUUUAAUGAUUUGCUAAAAGAGGAUGUCGCUCAUCUCUUGUUAGCAUAUCAACAAGCUAGGAAUGAUCAGUUGGAAAUGGUUAAACAAAAGGCGAAGAUUUCUUGGUUGAAUGAGGGGGAUGGCAAUUCUAAGUUCUUUUUUCAUUCCAUGAAAGAGAAGCGCAACAGGAAUCACAUUGCCGCCAUUAAGGACUCUCGUGGUAUGGUUUUUGAACAUGAUGAAGUUCCCAAAGCUUUUAUUACUCAUUUUUCAGGUAUUUUGGGUACUUUUGAUGCGAUGGUUAAUCCUUCUAUGGAGGAUUGUGUUUUUUAUCGUUCUUUCUUUAACGGAAUCUCUGCAAUUAAUUCGACCCAUUACUGA